Fundulus heteroclitus (mummichog) is the source of this 1829-nucleotide messenger RNA. It is a transcript of the gene umps, whose product is annotated as uridine monophosphate synthetase. The coding region runs from base 99 to 1718 and encodes 539 amino acids. The record is from RefSeq and is a predicted model, not a curated record. Gene Ontology annotation, biological process: 'de novo' pyrimidine nucleobase biosynthetic process; 'de novo' UMP biosynthetic process. The transcript has 10 exons. Lineage: Eukaryota; Metazoa; Chordata; Actinopteri; Cyprinodontiformes; Fundulidae. Gene Ontology annotation, molecular function: orotidine-5'-phosphate decarboxylase activity; orotate phosphoribosyltransferase activity.
UGACGGACAGUACCCGCCAAACGUAGAAACGUACAAAGAAGGAAAGCAGACGUGUUUGGGGAAAAAAGUGUGCUGUGUCUCCUAAAGAGCUCUCCUAAAUGGCGAACAUUGACAGUUUAAUCCUGAAGCUGUAUGAUGUGAACGCGGUGAAGUUCGGCGAGUACGAGCUGAAGACCGGCUUGAAGUCGCCGAUCUACAUCGACUUCAGAGUUCUUGUCUCUCAUCCUGUUCUUAUGAACGAGGUUUCCAGUCUCAUGUAUCAGCGAGCGCAAGAUGAGAAACUUAUGUUUGACUUGGUGUGUGGGGUUCCCUAUACGGCCCUGCCUCUGGCCACCAUCAUCUGCUCAAGAAAUGAACUGCCCAUGGUCAUCAAGAGAAAAGAGGCCAAAGACUACGGAACUAAGAAGAUGGUGGAGGGGUCGUUCUCUGAGGGCGAUAAGUGUUUGAUCAUCGAGGACACGGUGACCAGUGGUAGCAGCAUCCUAGAGACGGCAGAAGUUCUUCAAAAAGAAGGGCUGGAGGUGACAGACGCCAUUGUUCUGAUGGACAGAAUGCAAGGAGGGAUGGAGAUGCUCAAGUCUCAGGGAAUCCGGCUCCUACCAAUCAUCUCCAUGUUUAAACUGCUUGAUGUGCUGUGUGCAGCUGGACACAUCGAUGAUGCAACCGACCAGAGAGUGCGCGAGUACAUCCAGGACAAUGGCACUUACAAGCCUAAGAUGAACAGCCAUGGGUCUCCAGCUGCCAAGAAGCAGCGAGUGGAACCGGAGCCAAAAUUGACAUAUGCAGAUAGAGCUGCACUUCCUGGCACCCACCCUGUGGCACGCAGGCUGCUAGAGAUCAUGGAGGAUAAGAAGACCAACCUCUGCUGUGCCGCUGACGUGACGAGCAGCGAGGAGCUUCUCCAGCUGGCUAAGUUACUCGGUCCAAAGAUCUGCAUUUUGAAGACUCACUGUGACAUCCUGGAGGAUUUCUCAGAAGAGUUCAGCCAGAAACUCAAAGAGGUGGCAGAGAAACACAACUUUCUUAUAUUUGAAGAUCGCAAGUUUGCUGAUAUUGGAAAUACAGUCAAGCAUCAGUAUGAGGGCGGGUUUUACCGGAUCUCGUCUUGGUCACACAUUGUCAACGCCCAUGCUGUGCCGGGGCCCGGGGUCCUGAAAGGCCUGAGUGCUGUGGCGAAUCCUCUGGGGCACGGCGGUUUGCUCAUUGCACAGAUGAGCUCCCAAGGGUCUCUGGCUACUGGUGAAUACACAAAAACUGUGGUGAAGAUGGCAGAGGAGCACCGAGACUUUGUGUUUGGAUUCAUCUGUUGCUCUAAGAUAACUGAAAAACCUGAAUUUAUCCACCUGACCCCUGGUGUGCAGAUACAAGCUGGAGGAGAUAAGUUGGGCCAACAGUACAAAACCCCAGAAGAGGUGAUCAACAAAGGAUCAGACGUCAUCAUUGUGGGACGAGGCAUUUUAGAGGCCGCCGAUCAGCUCAAGGCUGCUGAGUUGUACAGAAAGUCUGGUUGGGAAGCUUACAAACAAAAAGCCCAAACAAAAGUGGAUCUGGCGACGAGUAAUCCGUAUCUGCGGUGCUGUAUUGUAAUGCUGCGUAUUAUUGUCCUCAUUUUCUUAGCGGUAUUUUGUAUAGGUGUCACAAUUUAUUCAGUCCAAACUCUUGACCCCACUGUGAGUUGUACUGUUGUAUUUGAUUGGCUUUUUUCACAUCAUGGCUAGGGGACUAAAGAUGGAAAAAUAGCCUUUUGGCUAAUUCUGGGUUAUUUAACUCUCUAGAAUGUGUUUUAGUAAAUUACACUGUCCCCUUUCAAAUAAAUGAAUUGAAUCAAA